Messenger RNA from Ostrea edulis (European flat oyster), 1540 nucleotides. RefSeq names its product LIM/homeobox protein Lhx3-like. The record is from RefSeq and is a predicted model, not a curated record. Gene Ontology annotation, molecular function: RNA polymerase II transcription regulatory region sequence-specific DNA binding; DNA-binding transcription factor activity, RNA polymerase II-specific. The coding region runs from base 288 to 1424 and encodes 378 amino acids. The transcript has 4 exons. NCBI's taxonomy places the organism in Eukaryota, Metazoa, Mollusca, Bivalvia, Ostreida, Ostreidae. Gene Ontology annotation, biological process: neuron differentiation; regulation of transcription by RNA polymerase II. Gene Ontology annotation, cellular component: nucleus.
CAAUUGGCGGCAAUUAAGGUGGUGAUUACCAAACAAUUGUAGUUUUCAUUUCUAUUUUAUACACCCGGGUCAUAACCCGCGAUUCCAGACGGGUGAAUUAUCAAUCAAAUUGUCUUACGCAUUGAGAGAAAAAAGUACAUGUCGCACGACUGGAAAAUUAUGAUAAACAGCCCUGACAUUUAUCACUUAUUGAUAGUGUUAUAAAUACCAGCGUCUGUGAUAUCUGUCGAUCAGUCAGCCACUCGAUUGCCUCAGUCAAGUUUGCUUUUCCCAGCCUCUGCUCUGAAAUGCUUAGUUGUAGUACAUAUCCAUCGCAGGACCCACACAACAUCAUGGAUUCUCUGAAUUCCAAGAGCCACGCUUCUAACAUCACAAAAUUAUCAGGUAUGCAAUUUUCUAAAUAUUUGCACUUUAUUUUAAUUCACACACCAUUUUUUUUUUUUAAAGGGUCUUGUCUUUUUAAUUGUUUAAAAAUUUUACCUACUUUUUAUUUCUUCAUUCUUUUAUUCGUUAUUAACCAAUUCAUUAUUUAUUUUUGUUUGUAUUUAUCUACUUUAUCCAUCUGUUUAUUCAUUUAUAGUUAUCUUUCAUUUUUGUUACCAUAUUCAGAAGCCCCAAAGUGCGUUCGAUGUUCUAUGAUGAUUUAUGAUGCUACACUGGUGUCAUACAGUGAUAAGUUUUGGCACAAGUCCUGUUUUCGUUGCUUGUUGUGUCAAAAGGAAGUAAAUGAUGCAUGUUUCACAAACGGGAAAGAAAUUUACUGUUCAGAUGACUUCAACAGACUGUAUCGCUCACAAUGCGCCGGGUGUUCCUCGGAUCUGACUUCCUCGGAAUUUGUGAGGCGGAUCUUUGGAAGUCUGUACCACGAGCUUUGCUUUAAGUGUACCUUGUGUGACUGCUCCGUACAGACCGGAGACAGAGUCUACCUCCGAGACGACAAUAAACUUAUAUGUGAAAAAGACUAUGCGAAACUACACGGGCAAGAAAGACACGACAGUCCGCUUCAUCCUGACAACACACGAAUUCUUGACACGUCUCUUGUAAGUCUGCAACAAGAGGAUGCUUUAAACAGGGCCUACAUCAGCAAUCCAGCACCGUCUGUUACACAAUACAAGGAAUUCAGUGAAAAGAUCGGACUCAAAACUUCCGUGGUACAGGCUUGGUUUAGAGAGAAACGCUGCCGGGACCAAAAUGUGAUGGCGAAUGGAGAAAAAUUGUCCACAGAUCCAGAGAAAGAUUUCUUCAGUUGGUUAGGAAAGGCAUUAUCCCCGAACUGCGUCCCGCCAAAUGUAGAACUCACCCCAGACAUAAUCAGAAACGGAGAGGUUCUUCUGUCUCAACUACCCAGGGGCGAUUCCCACCGGACAGCUAUGUCCUACCCGUGCUACGCAGAUCGGCAGUGGGCGCAUUGUAAUUCUAUAUGACCUGAUGAUAAGGAGAUGACGCAGAAAGACGAUGUAUUGCAUAAUGACCGUUCAUGUACUCGUGUGUAGCAUUUUUUGUAAAAAUUUAUGUUUUUGAAGUAAAGUUGGUGCAUUAA